UUUCUUCAUAUAAAGGUCGAUAGAUAGAUUCUUAUGCAUAUGCACACGUAUAUAUAUAUGUGUGUGUGUGUACAUUUGUAAACUUACUAUUGGCCCAAGAGUUUUUUCUCUCUAAACAUUCUGCGCACGUAAAUUAAGCAUGGUGCCCCAUUUACUUCAUGGAACGAUCUACGCAACAAUAUUCGAAGCCGAUAAAUUGCAAGGCCGAUUCAGCAUUGAUAAUCUAUUUGGAAAGAGUGACAAUCCUCAUAAAAGAACAAAGAGGUUUCUAGGACAAAUCAAGAGAUUUGUUUUCUGUCGGCCGGAGGUUGUUGGCGCGAAGCUGUACGCCGCUAUCGACUUGGAGAGGGCGAGGGUGGCGAGGACUAGAAUGCUCGACGAGCAUUCUAAUCCUCGAUGGUUGGACAGUUUUCGCAUCUAUUGUGCGCACACUGUCACAAACAUCAUCUUCACGGUGAAAGAAGACAAUCCUGUGGGAGCAACAUUGGUGGGUAGAGCAUAUUUGGCUGCGGAGGAGCUGCUGAGUGGGCAAAUGGUGGAUAGAUGGAUCGAGAUCUUGGAUGAACACAAGAUUCCCAUCCAUAAAGAUUCAAGAAUCCAUGUGAAAAUGCAGUACUUUCCUCUUUCCAAAGAUGUCAAUUGGUCUAAUGGGAUCAAGAAUCCAAGUUUUGGAGGGGUACCCUACACUUUCUUCGGGCAGAGACGGGGAUGCAGGGUUUCCUUGUACCCCGAUGCUCACGUGCCUGAAGAUAGCAUCACGGAUUUCCUCCGCUCGGCCGGGUACUACCGGCCUCAGAGGUGUUGGGAGGACAUAUUCGACGCGAUUGAGGGUGCUCGCCACAUGAUAUACAUCACGGGGUGGUCAGUCUAUACGAACAUCACGUUGAUCAGGGACCCGAGGAGGCCUAGGCCGGGCGGGGAUGUAACCCUCGGAGAGCUGCUGAAGCGCAAGGCGGAGCAAGGAGUUCGUGUUCUGUUGCUGGUGUGGGAUGACAGGACCUCUGUGCCUGAUUUCAAGAAGGAUGGCCUAAUGGCCACUCAUGAUCAAGAAACCAAACAGUUUUUCGAGGGCACGAGCGUGCACUGCGUGUUGUGCCCUCGAAAUCCUGAUGGUGGUAGGAGCAUUGUCCAGGGGUUCGAGGUCUCCACAAUGUUCACCCACCAUCAAAAGACUGUUGUCGUAGACGCUGAAUCCCAUCAAAACCAGAAGAGGAGGGUGGUUAGUUUUGUAGGUGGAAUUGAUCUUUGUGAUGGACGUUAUGACACGAGAGACCACUCCCUUUUUAGGACAUUGAACACAGUUCACCAAGAUGACUUCCACCAGCCAAACUUCCCGGGCGUCUCUGUCAAGAAAGGCGGCCCGAGGGAGCCAUGGCACGACAUCCACUGUCGCAUGGAAGGCCCCGUGGCUUGGGACGUGCUCUAUAAUUUCGAGCAGAGGUGGAAGAAACAGGUUGGAAACCAGCUCAUAUACUCAAUCAACGAGCUAGACAAGUUCCUCAUUCGCCCGAUGGAGGUCACAUCCCCAGAAGAUCCUGAAACUUGGAAUGUGCAGCUGUUUAGGUCGAUUGAUGGUGGGGCUGCAGCCGACUUUCCGAAGUUACCUGAGCAACAGGCAGAAGUUGGACUUCUGAAUGGGAAGGACAACGUGAUAGAGAAGAGCAUCCAAGAUGCAUAUAUCUUGGCUAUUCGUAGAGCAAGAAGAUUCAUAUACAUUGAGAACCAAUACUUUAUUGGUAGCUCAUUUGAUUGGAAGAAAAGCCCAGAGAUCACAAUUGAGGACAUAAACGCAUUGCAUCUCAUUCCUAAAGAACUAUCCCUCAAGAUAGUGAGCAAGAUUCAAGCAGGAGAGAGAUUCACUGUCUACAUUGUGAUCCCAAUGUGGCCGGAAGGCAUACCCGAGAGCGCCUCGGUUCAGGCCAUACUCGACUGGCAGAGAAGGACGAUGGAGAUGAUGUAUACAGACAUUUACAAUGUUUUAUCAGCAAAAGGAAUCCACAAUGUGGAUGCGAGGGAAUACUUGACUUUCUUCUGCCUUGGCAACAGGGAAGUCAAGAUCCCGGGGGAGUACACUCCCCUAGAACAUCCUGAGCCCAACACCGACUACAUCAAAGCCCAACAAGCUAGGAGAUUUAUGAUUUAUGUUCAUUCAAAGAUGAUGAUAGUUGAUGAUGAAUACAUAAUUGUGGGAUCAGCCAACAUCAACCAAAGAUCGAUGGACGGGGGUCGAGACAGUGAGAUAGCAAUGGGAGCAUUCCAACCUCAUCACCUGGCGACAGAUCUAUCUCCUGCCAGGGGAGAGAUAUUCGGCUUGAGAAUGGCCUUAUGGUGCGAGCACCUUCUGCGCGAAGACGACACUUUUCUUGAUCCCGGGAGCCUAGAAUGUGUUCGGAAUGUCAAUGCAAUUGCCGAUCAGAAUUGGAGAUUUUAUUCAAGUGAGACAUUUGGGGAAGAUAUUCCCGGCCAUCUUCUCAGCUACCCGAUUCUAAUUUCGAGUGGUGGUGAGAUCAGUGCAAUUCCAAGCUUUGAAUUCUUUCCUGAUACAAAAGCUUCAGUCCUUGGAAGUGUAUCAACAUAUCUUCCUCCCAUUCUAACUACAUGACCAAGAAAUCUGGGCACACAAUAUGUGAUCAUUCCUUCAAAACUGUACUCCUACGAAGUUAUUCAAUCCUAGGUGCCUACUCUAUUUUAUACUGUAUUUAUACCAUGUGUAUCUAUUCAAUAUGAAGUAGACAUGAAUCUGUGUAAUAGUAUAUAAAUAUGUUCUCAAUGCAUCAA
This is a messenger RNA of Salvia splendens (bonfire salvia), 2778 nucleotides long. Its product is annotated as phospholipase D alpha 1. Bases 140 to 2602 code for a protein of 820 amino acids. Lineage: Eukaryota; Viridiplantae; Streptophyta; Magnoliopsida; Lamiales; Lamiaceae. Gene Ontology annotation, molecular function: D-type glycerophospholipase activity; calcium ion binding. Gene Ontology annotation, cellular component: plasma membrane. The transcript is spliced from 5 exons. The record is from RefSeq and is a predicted model, not a curated record. Gene Ontology annotation, biological process: phospholipid catabolic process; phosphatidylcholine metabolic process.